This is a messenger RNA of Ornithodoros turicata, 837 nucleotides long. RefSeq lists its product as uncharacterized. The transcript is spliced from 7 exons. The record is from RefSeq and is a predicted model, not a curated record. Lineage: Eukaryota; Metazoa; Arthropoda; Arachnida; Ixodida; Argasidae. Bases 360 to 731 code for a protein of 123 amino acids.
CUCCUACCCGUCCGAAACAGUGAACUCAUCCUCAUCCUCUUCCGCCAGCCACUAGGGUGUCGCAACGAAGAAAAAGGCCAAUCGGCAACUUCGGCAUGAGCUAUCUUGCAACUCAAGUAUACACAUUCACAGGAAGUUCUUCGCAGAUAUAAACCACUGCGCUAGGACGGAUAUCAUUAUAGCAAGUCGCACUGUGUCCUGAACCUUCCCGGCGAUUCAGCAUCUGAAGACUCAGACCAAGAAUUCAGCAGCAGCCAUGAAGGCCGUCCUCGUUUUGAUGCUGCUAAUCGUUUCACUUGCAGCAAUUCAAGCUGAGGCUAUGCCCAGAGUCUACCGCCAUAUAUACCGCGCUGCCAGACAUGCCGCUCGUGAGUACGGCGGUUAUCAGUCUGGCAGAGAUGAUGUUAGAGGCUCUUCCGGUUACGGAUCCGGCAGAGAUGGUGUUCGUGGCUCUUCCGGUUACGGAUCCGGCAGAGAUGGUGUUCGUGGCUCUUCCGGUUACGGAACCGGCCGAGAUGGUGUUCGUGGCUCUUCCGGUUAUGGAUCCGGCAGAGAUGGUGUUCGUGGCUCUUCCGGUUACGGAUCCGGCAGAGAUGGCGUUCGUGGCUCUUCCGGUUAUGGCUCUGGCAGGGGUGAUGCUGUGUACGUCCGAUCGCACUAAGGUCUACUCUUGCGCGGACAAACAACGGUGGAGCAAGUACUGUGUGCGAGUCAUCAAGUCUUGGAAGUAACUUGUGAGAGGAUUGACAGUCACAAAGAAGACAUGCAAAGAAGACACCGAGUUCACCAUGAAAGCACUACGUAUCAUGCAGAAUAAAGUGAAGUUCGAAUGCAGAA